UAGGACCCAGUGUGCUGCGCGCGACAGAGAAAAAAACGAGCAAGUGUGCUCGCGCUCUAAAGCCGCCGCGAAGCGUCCAUGCCAACAAGCGCUUCCAGGUUUCAAACGAGUGCCGACCACCACAAAGAGCGCAGGCGUCUGAAUUUUAUUUCUUUUUCCCAGAAGUGAAAAACCAACACUCGUUUUAUUUCGGGUUGAAAAAUGUAUAAUAAAAGGUCUCAUCUCCAGGGCUAUAGCGGCUAAAGGCACCUGCUCCUCAAGACUUCAGCCUUAUUCUUAGUGAUAUGUUAAGCGCAGUCAGCACUAUGACUGAUGGGGACUAUGAUUAUUUGAUUAAACUCCUGGCUCUCGGAGACUCAGGAGUGGGAAAAACCACCUUCCUUUACCGCUAUACAGACAACAAGUUCAACCCCAAAUUCAUCACUACCGUGGGCAUUGACUUCAGGGAAAAACGAGUGGUGUACAGCACUAACAGCUCGAAUGGAACUACAGGAAAGACUUUUAAAGUGCAUCUGCAGCUCUGGGACACAGCAGGACAGGAGAGGUUUAGAAGCUUGACGACAGCUUUCUUCAGAGACGCAAUGGGAUUUCUGCUCAUGUUCGACCUGACGAGUCAGCAAAGCUUUCUGAACGUCCGCAACUGGAUGAGUCAGCUACAGGCAAAUGCCUACUGCGAAAAUCCGGAUAUCGUUCUCAUCGGAAACAAAGCGGACCUGGCGGAUCAAAGAGAAGUCCAGGAGAAGCAAGCUAAAGAACUGGCGGAUAAAUACGGCAUCCCGUACUUUGAGACGAGUGCAGCCACUGGAGCAGCAGUGGACAAAGCAGUGGUCACUCUGCUCGACCUGGUGAUGAAGAGAAUGGAGCAGUGUGUCGAAAGACCAGAUAAAGUCGACGCACAUCACACAGACAACACCAGCAAACUAAGCGCUGCGCCAACAGCGGAGAAAAAAUGCGCCUGUUAGAAAUUGCCUUAUUGCGCCCUCGUGUGGACGGCGUGUGGAGCUACGGCUCAUGUCCUGUACGUACAGUACUCGUGUGGUUAUGAAAGCAGGGCGCGGGAUGUGUUUGUGAAAGCAUUUAAAUGUAUGAAUAUUUUUUUCUUGUUCGUAGUACAUCUAGUGGUUUUUGCAGAAAAACAAUCUGGUUAAUAAGCUUUGUCUUUUCCCACGUUAUAAUUGGUCAUUUAAACAACCGUUUAAACAAGGAAAUUCUUUCUAACUAUAUUUAUUUCUUUAUAAAUAGUUUGAUAGUUUUUUUUUUUUUAUAUUCAGUUUUUACUUGCAUUAAAGCAUGGGAAUACUUA
Molecule: messenger RNA, 1303 nt
Organism: Silurus meridionalis
Lineage: Eukaryota; Metazoa; Chordata; Actinopteri; Siluriformes; Siluridae
Gene: rab27b
Product: RAB27B, member RAS oncogene family
Exons: 6
Coding region: 285-962 (225 amino acids)
Biological process (GO): melanosome transport; positive regulation of exocytosis
Cellular component (GO): secretory granule; melanosome
Molecular function (GO): GTPase activity; GTP binding
Source: RefSeq, a predicted model, not a curated record